Messenger RNA from Mycena citricolor, 1920 nucleotides. NCBI's taxonomy places the organism in Eukaryota, Fungi, Basidiomycota, Agaricomycetes, Agaricales, Mycenaceae. The record is from the annotation of a GenBank genome assembly.
GAGCACCUGACCAAAACACGUUAGGUCCAUGGGCCUCCUCGCAGGCUCAUACUUGACUCUUUCCACCUCCCUCGAAUGUCCGAUUUCCCAGAAACCUGGUGGAAAUCCGCGGUCGUCUACCAGAUCUACCCCGUCUCGUUCUCGGACUCGAACGGCGAUGGACUAGGCGAUCUCCCAGGGAUCAUCUCGCGGCUGGACUACUUGAAGGAUCUAGGCGUCGAUGUGCUGUGGCUCUCGCCCAUCUAUCGAUCGCCGCUCGCCGAUAUGGGAUACGAUAUAUCGGAUUACUAUGACAUCGAUCCGCGCUAUGGUACGUUAGAGGACUACGACCGACUCGUGCAGGAGCUGCAUAGCCGUGGGAUGAAGCUCGUGAUGGAUUUGGUGGUCAACCACACCUCUGACGAGCACGAGUGGUUCACGUCCAGCAAGUCGUCCAAGUCCGAUCCCAAACGCGACUGGUACAUCUGGCGUCCCCCGAAGUACGACGCCGCGGGGGACCGACGGCCGCCGAACAACUGGAAGGCGGUUUUCCAAGGCUCUGUAUGGGAAUACGACGAAGGAACCGACGAGUACUACCUUCACCUCUUUCUCGACAAGCAGCCCGACCUGAACUGGGAGAACUCGGAGGUCCGGAAAGCGAUCUGGAAAAUGAUGCAUUGGUGGGUGCAGAGAGGUUGCGAUGGGUUUCGGAUGGACGUGAUCAACCUCAUCUCGAAACUAGAGGGACUGCCUGAUGCGCCGAUAACGGUUCCCACCGACGAGCUGCAGGACGCGUCGACGCUGUUCGUCCAUGGCCCACGCGUGCACGAAUUUUUGAAGGAAAUGAAUCAGGAGGUUCUCUCCAAACACGAUCUAAUGACUGUUGGGGAAACGCCGUUCACCCACCCCACCGACGAACUAGCGAAAUAUGUCCUCCCGGCCAACAAGGAGCUGCAGAUGGUAUUCCAGUUCGAGAUCAUGGACAUCGAUGGGCUGAAGAAACCCGGCAUGCGCUUCACGCACAAACCGUGGAAGCUGUCCGAAUUUCAGGCUGUCGUGGACAAGUGGCAGACCCUCGAGCGAGAGAACGGGUACUGGAAUGCCGUGUUCAUCGAGAAUCACGAUCAGCCGAGAUCGGUGUCCCGCUUCGGCAACGACUCGGACGAGUGGCGCAGCUUGUCGGCUAAGAUGCUUGCCGUGCUGCAGACGACACUGAGCGGGACACUGUACAUCUACCAGGGCGAGGAGUUGGGCAUGAAGAACUUCCCGCGCGAGUGGGGCAUUGAGGAGUACAAGGAUGUCGCGUCGGUCAAUUGGUACCACGAAGUUCUCGAGAAGCGGCAACGGGAGUCGGGAUCAAAGGAGGUCAACAUGGAUGACAUCAUGCACGGGCUGCAGCGGAAAGCUCGAGAUCACGCCCGUGUCCCGAUGCAGUGGGACUCGUCCGCGCACAGUGGCUUUACGACUGGCGAACCCUGGAUGCGCGUCAACGAUGAUUACUCCACAUGCAAUGUCGCCAGUCAAUCCGCCGAUGAAGGGAGUACCUUGGCCUUCUGGAAGGAAGCAGUGCGUCUCAGGAAGGCACACAAAGUCCUGAUCUAUGGCAGAUUCGAUUUGCUAUCCUCGGGGAAUGAAGCAGUCUUCGCCUAUACGCGAUUGUACGGCGGUGUUAAAGCACUCGUUCUCUUGAAUUUCACCGUCCAUGGUGUGGCAUACGAGGUUCCUGGAGAAGAAUGGGGCCCUUUCAGGUUUCUUUUGGGAAACUAUGGCCGAGAAGAACUAGGCACAAAGGUGGAACUCCGACCAUUUGAAGCUCGGGUCUAUAUCAACAAUGAAUAGAUAACGCGGUUAUGAGAUAACGAAGGUCUAAAAUGGGACAGUGCCUGCAGAAUUUACUCCCAGGUAGACUUGGACCGUGUUCUUGACUUGUAUCUAAGGACA